Molecule: messenger RNA, 2329 nt
Organism: Gamsiella multidivaricata
Lineage: Eukaryota; Fungi; Mortierellomycota; Mortierellomycetes; Mortierellales; Mortierellaceae
Exons: 8
Coding region: 169-1995 (608 amino acids)
Source: RefSeq, a predicted model, not a curated record
GGGCGUGCGGUUCGUCACUUCGGUAACGUAGUUUUCGCGCCCAUUGUCCUAGAAUCUUUGGAGGCAAAAAACCCUGAUGCUUCACACGUCAACAGCAUCCCACAGCUCACACAUCCAUACAUCCCACAGGUCAAUUCUCGCACUUCUCAUAUUUCUUCAGACUUCGACAUGUACCCUAUUUUCAAUGCUGAGUCUGCCAGUGUCGCUGAUAUCUCGGUCAUCUCGCGGUUGUCUGUGCAUCGCUUUUUCAAGACGAACGGACCUGAGGAUUGGACACCCUCUAAUUUCGCCCUGCAUAAGGAUGCCGAGGGCAUGGAGCAGUUCGUUGAGGCACUGCAAGAGAUUCACAGAAACGGGAAAUCAAUGCUCCACACCUAUGCUGGCAAAUGCUACAAGCAUUUACGGACGGACGAAGGAAAGGCCUUGUUAAAUGCUGCGAUGCGAGAGCUGAGACUGCGUCGCGCUCAUCAAGAGAUGGGUGAAGCAGAAUCCACAUUCUCAGCCAAUGUGCGAACCGCCCAUUUUCACAACACAUCCGUCAAGGUCUUAAAGUCGAAUUCCCCAUCACCGAGUCUUCGCUUCCGGGCUGACACGACGAGCACCCGCUCAGAAUCCCAGGCUCUAUCGCCGUCUGCCUCGGAUUUCCCGAGAUCUGCAGAAGUGGCCAUUCCUACAGAAUUAUCAAGCAUUGCCUCAUCAACGCAGACAACAGAGGCAAAGACAUUAAAGAACCAAACGUUGCUGAAGAAACCAAAGGGUAGAGGGAAGGCUGUUAUUGAUGAGGAUGCGCCGGAAGAGUAUCAGUAUGAUGUGGAAGAAUUUGAGGCGAUGGUAGGGCAGCUGGACCGGAGACAGUUCUGGAGACUAAAAUGUAGUGGUCGAUACGUCGAGGAUGUGCUCAUUAAGGCUGCUAGAGAGACCUGCACAGUGCAGCACCACAUCCAUUCUCUCGUCAUCCACACAAUGGAUAAGCACACGCGCAAACUAUUCACGGCGCAUGAAUGGUCGGAGGUCUGCGACACCAAUUGGAAACCAAUGCCGCAGCCAUCACCGCUUAUUGUGAAGUACCUCGAUACUUUCAAUAAAGACAACAUCGAGGAGCUGCACAAAGCCGCGGACGCCCAUCUACCUAUCACUGGGCCGUAUGAACACGAAAAGCACUGGAUCUACAGAUGGAUACGAAUUACGAUCGAGAAUUGGCUUGGUCUCUACUGUCAGCAGCCUGCACCACUAAAGGCAAGUCAACAGGAGUCGUUUUGGCGCAAUGACAUCUUUGGUAUGAUUAACUCCCUUUUCCGAGAUGUUCAAGGCAUGGUGGUUGUGCACGGAGAGCUGACUAGUGAGGACACGGCCAAGAGAAGAAAUGGAGAUCGGGCUUUGCCUACGGAAGGUGCCUUGGAGAGGAAGCGGAUGGGUUACCGCUGUGAUGGUCUUGUGCAGGUUCUAGGACAGCAGCCUUUGAACAUUGGUGUAUUAGAAGCAGGCAAGGUGUUUGACAACACUGGGAGCAAGUUCCUGUUGGAUACGCUGAAGAUCACAAGAGAGCUGCACGACAUGCUCCGGAACCGCCUCCAGGGUUUAUACGUGACGACCAGGAGUCGCGAGCUGACCCUCAUGGGCUUUAUGCUGUCAGGCCCUACGUUGACGACGCUUUUCGCAAACUCUCCCGGUGGUUACGUUGUUCGGGUUCGUCCUUAUCAUAAGGAAUUCAGGAUUGCUGAGGACGUUUCUCAUUUCAAACUGAACCUACGCAUUCUAAAGCACUUGCUAAUCGCCAAGGUUGUCCUUUUGGACGCAAAGGCGAUCAUACAAGAGGUUCCAGUGAGUUGGGAUGAUGAAGAGGACGUGAUCGAGGAAGGGGACGUGACUGAUGAGGAGAGCGCGAUCGAGCGCUCACCAUCAACACCGCCCCACCGACUCCACCUCCCCCCACUGCAGACCACGCCCAUGCGUCCUAAAAAGCGACGGACUAUGACUGUUGUUGGCGAGCGGUAGAAUGCUGGAUCAAAUAAUGCUGGAUCAGAUAAUACUGGAUCAGAUAAUGCUGGAUCACAUAAUGCUGGAUCACAUAAUGCUGGAGAAGACCGUUGUUGACUUGGAAGGACAUGCCAAGCUUAUGUAUCGCUCAGUAGUGACUGGAUGAAUUGGUGGCGGUAAACAUCCCAUCGGAUUUACAUCAGGUUGCAUAUCGAUGGAUAAAAAGCGCUCUGAAACAAGUACUUCGCUAGAGGCAUGGAUGGAUAUUGACUUCGUGCUCGUUGCAUCACUAAUGGGUUUCUGCGGCAACUUUCUCGGCGAGAAUCUUCAAUAAAACCCUUUGCCAGAGCCG